Prunus armeniaca (apricot) is the source of this 1467-nucleotide messenger RNA. The record is from the annotation of a GenBank genome assembly. Lineage: Eukaryota; Viridiplantae; Streptophyta; Magnoliopsida; Rosales; Rosaceae.
AUGUCACAUGUUCACCCCAGCGGCCUCAACCUAACCCAGGCCUUCUUCAAGCCCAUCUCUGGCGCCGCCUCUCCCUCCUCCACCAAGCGCCACACCAAGUUCUCCGUCAUCAGCGCUGGCAACGUGGUUAUGGCCAUCGCCCAAACCAUCCUCACCCAGGACCUUGCCAACGAGUACGAUAGUGAAGUUGCUGUGAAAUCGUUGGAACAAGUGGUUGAAGGGUUUCUAUCAUUGGUAUCAGGCCAGUCAGAUUCUCGUUCCCUUCUCGUGCUUCCGUGUAUGACUCGUGCGUCGACUCGCCAUAACUCCAUGGAUAAUCGUGUUCAGAGCGUUGAAGCCCUUCUUGCCGAGCUUUUGAACCGAUUUGAUUCUUUGGAUUCGAAGUAUGAUCAGCUUCGUAAAGAGUGCUCCGAGCGUUCUGAUUCCACCUUGCACCCGCCUGUUCAUGACGACGUUGGUGAUCGUCCUCGUGAUUUUCCAUUUCCCGGACCCGUGCAACCGCCAUUGAUGAAGAUCAAAUUUCCUCGAUUCUGUGAUGGUGAUGAUCCAUUGGGGUGGAUUUACAAAGCAGAGCAUUACUUCGAUUAUUUUGCUGUUCCGAACGAUCGGAAGACUUAUCCUACUUGGGAGGAAUUUACUAAGGUUUUUUGUCAAGAAUUUGGUCCCUCCGAGUUUGACGAUUGUGCUGAAGCUUUGGUGAAACUACGCCAAACGGGUCCUCCCAAAGCUUACAUUACGGAGUUUCGUCGGCUUGCUAAUCGUACUAAGGAUAUGAGUCCCUCUCUUCUGAAGAGUUGUUUUGUGGGGGGGGUUGAUGCUAAAUUUCAAGAUUUGCAUUUCUCUGCUUCUGUUUCUGUUUCGAAACCCUCUGUUUCGUUUCCUUCAGCUUCGCCUAAGUCUGAUUUUCCUAUCAAGAGGCUUACACCGGAGGAGGUUCAGCUUCGACGACAGAAAGGCUUGUGCUUUCAUUGUGACGAGAAGUUCGUCUGCGGCCACACUUGUGCCAAGAAACAAUUGUUAUUGAUUGAGGCUUAUGAUGGGGAUGUUGUCGAUGUUGCAAUUGAUUCCGUCGCUGAUGACCUUGAAUUGCAGAUGAUGGAGGUCACUGCAUGUGCUUUAUUGGGUACCCCAGCCCCCAUGUCUUGCCAGACAAUGAAGGUAACCGGUUUUAUCAAGAAUUGCCCUGUAAUCAUUUUGUUUGACUCUGGUAGUUCUCAUAAUUUUGUGGAUACUGCCUUGGUUAAACGUUUGGGGUGGCAAUUGGAUGCUACCCGGUCAUUCAAUGUCAUGAUUGCCAAUGGAGGUCAGUUAGGCUGUAAAGGUGUCUGUUCUCAAGCUCUUAUUAAGAUUCAAGAUUAUCAGUGUGUUACUGAUCUUUUUGCUAUCAAUUUAGGAGGGUGUGAUGUGGUUUUGGGUGCUCAAUGGUUGCGUACCCUGGGCCUAUUUUGUGGGAUUUUGCUAGUAUGA